Messenger RNA from Dujonia railenensis, 1494 nucleotides. The record is from the annotation of a GenBank genome assembly. Lineage: Eukaryota; Fungi; Ascomycota; Pichiomycetes; Serinales; Debaryomycetaceae.
AUGAAAUUACUUACUCUUUACUCAUAUGUGUGUGUAUUAUUCCACUGUGUUGCAUGUGCUCCUGCAAUUAUGGAGCAACCUUUGCUUCCAGAAGAUGACUCAUUCUAUACUUACCCCGAUAAUCUCCAAGACUACCAGCUAGGUGAAGUUAUUAAGCUUAGAAAGACUCCUCAUGCUCUCAGAUCUGUUUUAUUUCCGUUGCAAGUAAAAAACUCAUGGCAAAUUUUGACUAGGUCUUCUGAUACAUUCGGAAACGCUACAGGAGUAGUCUCAACUGUAAUUGAACCUUAUAAUGCCAACCCAAGGAAGUUACUCAGCUAUCAAACACCACAAGAUUCACCUACGGACAAAUGUGCUCCUUCAUAUGCCCUUCAAUGUGGAUUAAGCUUAGCUACCCUAAGUUUACAGGGUGAUAUGCUUCUCGUUCAAAUGGCAUUAAAUGAAGGUUGGUGGGUCAUCAUUCCUGAUUAUGAGUCAAAGAAGCUGGCAUUCACUGCUGGAAGAUUGGCAGGUAAGUGCGUUCUUGACUCAAUUAGGGGUAUUCUUAAUAUGGCUGAGGAAUUUGGGCUCGACCCACAAGCACAAGUUGCGAUGUGGGGUUUCAGUGGGGGGUCGCUAGCUUCUGGAUGGGCAGCAGCAUUACAACCUCAAUAUGCUCCUGAGCUAAAGGAAACAAUUCGUGGUGCAGCAUUAGGAGGGUUCUUUGUGAAUAUCACCGAAACUUUUAUGUCCUGUGACACAACACUUUAUGCUGGGUUAAUCCCAACUUCAAUGAUAGGUCUAAGUCGUGAAUAUCCACAAAUAGGAACAUUGAUUGACGAAUAUAUCAAUCCAGAUUACAUUGAUGUAUUUAAAGCAAAUAGCGAAAAUUGUUUAGUGCCAUCAAUUGCAUUUAAUGCUUAUGCUACCGUAUUCGAAGGUGCUCUGGAAGAUAAGCUUUGGUUCAAAAACGGAACAGCGAUUUUACAAACAAAAACAUUCAAAAACAUUAUUACUGACAUCACUUUAGGCAACGAUGAUAAUGCUGUACCCCAGAUACCCAUUUUCGUCUACCAAGGCCUUGAUGAUCAAAUUGUGCCACUGAUCAAUACUUUCAAGAUUUAUGAGACUUGGAAAAGGUUAGGAAUUGCUUCAAUGGAGGUAAGUAUAAGCAAUUCAACAAGACAUAUAACAGAAUUCAUACUUGGCGCACCAGCUGCUUUUACUUUCCUUAAAAGGGCAUUUUCUGGAGAUGUUGUAAAUGGAACAGUGUUGGAUUACAGAUAUAGUAACUUGGACUAUCCAGACGUUGAGCCGCAAGUUAUUGAGUUACUAUUUGGUAGUUUAAGGUCUCUCCUUGGCACUAGGCUCGGACCAUUGGUUUCUUCCAGUAGUCAAUUUCUUUCAACUGAAACAUUUUCGGAUAGUAAUUCUACCUCAGAAGAGUAUUUUAAUCUGAAGAAGAGGAGUGUGAUUGAUUUCGAUGACCUUCUUGAGCGGUAUUUAGAAUCUUGA